Molecule: messenger RNA, 1416 nt
Organism: Heterostelium album PN500
Lineage: Eukaryota; Evosea; Eumycetozoa; Acytosteliales; Acytosteliaceae
Exons: 2
Coding region: 1-1416 (471 amino acids)
Molecular function (GO): lipid binding
Source: RefSeq, a predicted model, not a curated record
AUGGAACAAAAAAAUAUUAUUAUAUUAUUACUGUCAUUACUUUUCUCUACUCAAAUUUGCUAUUGCCAACCAGGAAACUAUAGUGCAGCCGGUUAUACUGCUAAAUUAGUUGAUUAUAUAAAUAGUUAUCAUAUACCAGAUAUUUCCGGUACUUCUGGAUCGAUAUCAUAUACUUUUUCAUCUGUUACCAUUAAUUUGGAUUUAGAUGGUUUCUUUUUCAAUCAGGAUCCAACUUCUUUUUUUAUUGGUUGGGCCGACACUGAAUUUAAGAUUACAUUCAACUAUCACGUUUGUGAAGUUAUAUGUGAAAGUGGUUAUGUUAAUAUUUAUACUACCUCUGAGAAUAUCACACUUUCCACUGAGUUAAUUCUCGACUACUCCACUUAUAUUGCAAAUUUCAACUUAACUCAGACCACCAUCGAUUCUGACAAAGGUGAUAUUGUAAUAGAAGCGCAUUGUACCGAUACCAUUUGUCUCAUUCCAGUCGGUGACAUCUCCAAUGCCAUCUCCAAUAGUUUUGUACCGACCCUCACCAAUGGUAUUACCAAUGGAUUGAAUGAAUACCUUGAAGCCCCCCAAAAUUAUAUCUACACUUUCAUCAAACUCCCCGAGUCUUUCAAUGACGUCACCUUCCAAAUAGAUUGUACCGGACAAUUGGUCGAAGCUUCCAACUCCCCCUCAUACUAUCCUCCGCAAAUGACCGCUGAGUUCAUGGGUACCGUAUUUGCCAGUAUCAAUGAAACCGUAGUUCCAGUUCCAUUUAGUCCAAACUAUAUUCCCGAUACCAGUUAUCUCGAAAACAUAGACGCUCCAAUAGUCGUGACACUCACACCCUACAUCUUCCAAAGUGUCGUCUACACUGGAUUGGCAGUACUAUUGCCAGUUACUGUUCAACCAAAUGAGAUUCCAGCUGCCUCGCCAAUUAAAUUGAAUACAUCUGAUUCUUUCUUCUCAUCGAUUGCGCCAGGUCUCCUUCAAUACCCAAAUCUAGGUUUACUCCUCAAUGUCUCUUCCAAUAACUAUAUCCCAACGGUAACAAUCAACGCCACUGGAAUGACUGUAGAGGUUGCCGUCGAAGCAGACUUUACCAUUCUUUCACAACCACUCCAAUAUGCAUUCGGUGUAAAGAUUGACUUGCAAGUGGAGAUUGUUAAUGAUGUAACCGUUUUAAAUUCAACGACCAUCGAACUAAGUUCAAAAAUUUUGAAUAUUGUUCCAAGUUCAAGUAUCACCUAUUCCAAUGUAGGUCAAGUAGAUCCAACUGGAUUCAACCAAUUAGUUCAAAUGGUUGAAGGUUUCAUUAAAGUUCCUUCUUUCAAUAUCACCUUACCAUCACAAAUUCAAAUUUCAAAUACCACCAUCAACUUUUAUGAUAAUAUCAUUCAAAUUCCAAUUCAUGGUACUAUUUCUCCAUAA